AUGGAUAUUGUUGGUCAUGUUGUUAACGUUGGCAAGAUGGAAACACUUGAAGCCGCAAACAAACCAACAAAGAAGCUUGAAUUUGAAUUGAGAGAUGAGAAUGAUGAACGCCUUGGUUGUACUUUGUGGGGAUCAUUUGCUGAAAAAGUUUAUGAAGCUUCUGAAAACGCCAAUGGAGAGAUGGUCAUAUGCCUGAUCCGCUUUGCAAAAAUCAAAGAGUUCAGAGAAACGAUGUAUAUCUCAAAUGCCUUUGACGCUACUCAAGUUCUGAUAAAUCCUGAAGAUCCUGAAAUUGCCAAGUUUAAGAAGUCGUUACCACAAGAUGGUCUUGCCCUCACUAUCCUGGAAAGUAAGCCCAAAUCUUUGUAUGUACCCAAAGCUACAGAGGAUUGGAAGCGUUUUCCCCGAAAAACAAUUGCUCAACUCCUUGAUUCUUCAGAGGUUGGGAAAGCAAAGCUCAUGUGCACAAUCUUGGCUAUUGAUACGGACUGGGCAUGGUACUAUUUUGGUUGUCGUAAGUGCAAUAAAAUAGUUAGAAAGGAAAUAAUUGAGAAGCCUGUCUCUGAACUACUCGAUGGAUCAUUCGAUGAGAUUGAAGAUCCAACUAACGUGCCUGAUGCAAUCAAAAACAUAAUUGGAAAAACAUUUGGAUUUGGGAUUUGUGUGGAGAAAGAUAACCUCGAUAAUGACCACAAUACCUAUAAGGUUGGCAAGGUAUUAUCAGACAGCGAAAUGGAGGAAGAUGAAACUGUUGAAGCUUUAGAGCUUUCAGUAACCCCCUCGAAAAUCAUUUCUGGUGACCAGGUUACACUCAUGCUCACUGAUAGCAAAGAAAGCUCGAAUCUGGGUUGCCAAGUUUCACAAAUAGUAAAGACAACUCAGAAUCCAACGUGCCAUGUCUAACUUACAGCAAAGAAAACUCAGC
Eutrema salsugineum is the source of this 925-nucleotide messenger RNA. RefSeq lists its product as uncharacterized. The transcript is spliced from 9 exons. Lineage: Eukaryota; Viridiplantae; Streptophyta; Magnoliopsida; Brassicales; Brassicaceae. Bases 1 to 903 code for a protein of 300 amino acids. The record is from RefSeq and is a predicted model, not a curated record.